Pongo pygmaeus (Bornean orangutan) is the source of this 13672-nucleotide messenger RNA. RefSeq names its product transforming growth factor beta 2 (gene TGFB2). Gene Ontology annotation, biological process: regulation of cell population proliferation; transforming growth factor beta receptor signaling pathway. Gene Ontology annotation, molecular function: cytokine activity; growth factor activity; transforming growth factor beta receptor binding. Lineage: Eukaryota; Metazoa; Chordata; Mammalia; Primates; Hominidae. Gene Ontology annotation, cellular component: extracellular region. The transcript has 9 exons. The record is from RefSeq and is a predicted model, not a curated record. Bases 9711 to 11039 code for a protein of 442 amino acids.
ACUUGCAUCUGUUAUGUAUUGAAGGAUAAUCCUCCCCCCAAAAAACUAUCCAAGAGCAGAGAUGUUUAUAUUUUGAAACCCAUUUGAGUGUUACAGUAUUAUAUGACUAAAGCUGAAUCAGUCUGUGGCCUGGUAUUUGUUAUCAUAAAGGAAGAUGUACACCUAAGAUAUCAAGUGGUUAAAACAGCAAAGUACAAAACGCAUUUUUGUAUUUAUUCUAACCUUUGAACAUUAGUGUCUUUCAGUAUAAAUAAAUGUGAACAAAUAUACCUCAGUAGUAAUACAGGAGAACUAAAUAUCCUGCUGUAACUUAAUACAGAUACAUAUUUCAAUAUGACUUAACAAACACACAAUUUUGGGAAAAAAAAAAAAUAUGUGCAGCAACUUAAACACAUUUUUCUCCCCAGAACUAAGAUUACACUUAAUUUAAUUUAAUCUGUUUCUGGGUUAUACUAGAGUUUUGCAGGAAUCUUUCUGAAUAGUACAUUCACAUGAUAGAUAUGGAUAAAUAGCUUAUUUACUAAAAUGUUUUGAAACAUAUUUUAUAGUCCCUCAUUUGAUUUGAAAAAAUUUGACAACAUCUUCAUAUUGAAAGUAAGGACGACAAUAUUUGCAGAUUUCCUUUGUUCUGAAAUUAUUUUAUUCCAAAGCAAAAUUGAGUUGCCACUAUCAGGAAAAAAAAAUGUAUCACUUCUAUUAGAAGGCUAUGAAGUAUAUAUAAAUUAUAUGACAAUUUUUAUCAUAUAGAUUUGAUAUCUUCUAUGUAUUCAUAUUUCUGCAUCUUGGGUAUUAAGCAAAAUACCAUAUGUAUAAAUAUGAAACCAGGAAUGUGCGUAUUUUAGAAACUAAUUGUGUAUCUUCAGUGAAUGUUUUGAGUAGUUUAGUUCUAUCACCUCUAUUCUAAAUAUUUUACCUACAACAUUUAAAUUAUUCUGAUAUCAAUCAGAUAAAUAAUCCGAGUCUAUUUCAUCUUUCUACAUUGUCUUUGUGGUUUUUGUUUGUUUGUUUUUGAGACGGUCUCACACUGUCACCCAGGCUGGAGUGCAGUGGUGCAAUCUCAGCUCACUGCAACCUCCGCCUCCCAGGUUCCAGCUAUCCUCCCACCUCAGCCUCCCGAGUAGCUAGGACUACAGGUAUGCACCACCAUGCCCAGCUAAUUUUUUGUCUUUUUGAUGGAGAUGGGGUUUCCCCAUGUUGCCCAGGCUGGUUGUAAACUCCUGAGCUCAAGGGAUCCCCCCACCUCUUGCCUCCCAAAGUGCUCGGAUUAUAGGUGUGAGCCACCAUACCACCUGUCUUUGAAUUUUUUAAUGAGGGGAAAGAAAAUUGCAAUUCCUGCCUCCCCGUUUAUUUAAACAUAGCACCUAGGAUUUUAUUUUUGGUAACUACUUAGAAUAAUAUAGUAGGUUACUUAUCUUCGGUUAGAAAGAACUAUGGAAAUUAGGAACCAAUAAUUUGGAAGUAUUAUUUCCUUAUUUCAUAUAUAGAAAUAAUUAUCUUAUUCCCUUAUUUCAUAUAUAGAAUGUUCUAGAUACUUGGCUGGGGUUAAUGUUCUUAGUAUUUAUCACAGUUUAGCAUUGGUUAUUUUUAAGCAUCAGAAUUUGAAAGUCAAUGAUAAUACCUGAUUAGGACUGAAAAUAGAAUUAUCUUAGUAGUUUAGCACUUUUUAUAAUGGAGCACUGAAUUUAUUUUCAAAUUACCUAGAAUUCUGCAUUGCUCAAAUAUUAUUCAAUUGAUUGCAAAAUAUACCUUGGAAACCCUUUGGAUAGAAUAGUUCAGAGGGUUACCACUAGUACUUAAGAGCCUAAAGUCACUCAGUAGGAGGUUCUCAAAGGUCUAGUUGAAGGCAAUCCAAUUUCUUUAAAAUAAAUUUUUUUUUGUCUUUUUAAAACAGAUGGGUGAAGAAAGGGACAUAUAAAUUCUGGGAAACCUCUUAUGGUUUCCUCCCAUUUCCUUCUAUGUCUCCAUUAAUGUGCUAACUUGAAGGAAUUUAACUUCCAGGAAAGUUGACUGAUGAAGUUUAUGUAGAGCUGUGAAUAUUAUAAUUUGUCAAUACUUUAUUGAUAAUGUUAGCUUUGUUUUUAUUUGGAAACAUUUUUUCCAGUUGACCAAAGCAGAAUUCAUUCUGUUCUUCCCUCAAAUUCAUCUAUUACGAUCAAUGUGAUUGACAUUUAUCUCCACUCUGCAUGUCAGUGAUAUGGUAUAGAUGCUAUAAGCCCUGUAGAUAUUAUGGGUAUGAAGACUAUUUGAGGUGAAUUGCCAGUGAGAGCAAAUUUUGGAAACAGGAGAGAGAACUACUUUGUGCCUACAAAAAGCUCUCUCACUCCUUCUCCAAGAAAACAGGAGUCUGAAUUUUGGCCAGCUGGGUGUUUGAAUCUUACUGACUGUUGCAGCAUUGGUAGUCCUGGUAAAUUUUUUCAGUGGGAGAGCUUUUCUGAAAUUUGGUUAAACAUGUUACCCAAGGGAAUCUGUGCAUAGAUUUAGAAGUAGAAUGUUUGAGGUGGUUGACAAGACGUUUAGAAUUGUGAUUAAUGUUUUAAUAAAAUGCUAAGUUAGAAUGAAUCUAAUCAUAAUUAUAUAGUUGGAAGAUAUAUUCUAACAGUUCUUAAAUAAUUUUAGAUUCUCUAAAUUUAGAGUGUUUUCUAACUUAGAGAGCCAUAUUAAUAUUUUUUACCUAGUCUACUGAACAUAAUUUCAGGGAGUUAGUAUUUAGGACUUUUUACCUAGAGAUGCGGUAAACCUUUUAAAUUUAAAUUUGCUUUCUUAAAAUACCUGUUCCAACAUUGCUCACCUUUCUUCUCCCUCCUUUUUGCCCUCUCCUUCAGUGGGAGGAGCACAUAUUUAGCUUUCUGUUAAACACUCUUUGGUUUUCAACUGAGUAAGGCAAGCAAAGAUAUAUGUUAGAAGAGUGGGCAUAAUACUUUAUAAUAAAAUUAUAGGUACUAAAAGUCUAAAUCAUUGCUGUCAAUAGGACUUAUUUUGAUGAUGGAAAUAAUUUAUGUCUGUGCUGUUCAAUAUGGUAGCCACUAGCACAGGUGACUACUGAGCAUUUCACAUGUGGCUAGUGAUACAGAGGAACUAAAUUUUUAAUUUUACUUAAUUACUUUAAAUUUUAAAAGUUACAUGUGGCUAGUGGGUCUAUCCCAACUAUGAAGAGAAUAAACCUACAGAGCAUAUAUCUAGUCUAAUAAAACAACAGUGAAUUUGGGAAUUGUAAAUCUGUCUUAAGCUUUUUCCAUAAACUUUUAUUGAUACAAUUUAGGCAUAUACAAAUACUGGUGAAAUUUUAUUGAUUGAAUUAUUGUUGACUUUUUUCCAGUAUUUAUAUUUUUAAAAAGAUAUGUUUCUUUAUAAUUAACUUGUAUUGUAGGGUAACUAUUGUCCUUAAAUGUUAAGCCACUUAGUUAAUAACAAAUAGCAUUUGGUUUUUUAGCAUUAUUUGUCAUCUGAGGCUUUCAGAAUUAAUACACUAAACCUUAAAUAUUUUUGUUGUUCUCUAAAAGAAUGGGUUUAUGAUGCACCAAAAGGACAUUUUGAGAACUGCUGGAGCAACAGAUACCAUGUAAGGAGUGAAUUCCCAUGUUUUUCACUUAUAUCUAGGGGCCUACUUAUUUAGGAGGUUUCCUAAGUAAGUAUAUUUAGUUGUAGGACCUUAGAGUUGCCUAGGUCCAUUCUAUUCUAGCAUAUACUCAACAUACUGCCAGAGCAAAUGUAGGUUGCAGAUUCAGGCAAAACACACACACACACACACACACACACACACACACACACACACACAAACCCCAAAGAGCACAAUGAGCAUUAUUAGCAUAGCCAAUUUAAUAUGAUGAGGUGUUAACCACAUUUGUAUAAAUAAUAGUUUCUCUAACCCUGAAUCAUUAUCCUGCAUUUUUAAUGCAAUCGGUUCAUAAACAUCAAAGUGAAAACACCAAAUUUGUAAGAGGUCAGGACCAACUGGGGCUCUAAAUGGAGAGACAGCUGAGAGCUGUGUCCGUAUGCGUGGGUGGCCUUGCAGCUGUUGAUUCACCCUCAGGCUACCAGACAGUUGCCUCUUUGCACUUGCAGAACCAGACUUCAAUCUUAGGUAAAAAUGUAUCCCUCCCAUGGACAGGACAUAAAACAAUAGAUUGACAUCAGCUCUGAAAACAUCAGUGCAGCAGCCAGACUCAGCAGUUGCCCUGAAAUACUGAGAAGUACCAAGCAUAACAUCAAGACUGUUUCUACACAAUAAUAUUUGUCUUUCUACAGCAACACUGGGUUCUCUUAAGUAUAUUAUAAAUAUAAAAGCUCAAAGUCCAAAAGGUUCAAUGUGAUGAUAUCCUUCUCUACAAAUGGCAGGAACACUACGGUAGAUUGCAUGAGACAUGACUGCCGUAUCUUGGUCCUUACUAGGAUUCCCAAAUAUACUCCUUAAUAACCAGUAAAAUUAUAUUUACACUGGACAUUUUAAGAAAUACCAGUGUUCGUUAUUAGAUGAGAGACAGCAUAAUUUUGGAAUCACAACUGAGUUCAGAGUUCAGUUUUGAGUCUUACUUGUUUUGUUUCCUUGCGUAAGUUUCUUAACCUUUGUAAGGCUAGCAUGUAAAUCAGAUAUAAUAAUAUAUAGUUCAUGGUGUAAAGAUUGGAUUAAUGUAUGCAGUGUCUAUCUAGCACAGUGCCUGAUAUGUAGUAGCGUGUCAAGAGAUGUUCUCUCUUAUGCAUUUGGAGGAUUAGGUGCUGCGCCUAUAGGUUUCCAUUCAUUUCUCAUCUAUGUAAUUCUGAGUGUUCCUUUUCUAGAUAGAAUUCCCCCCAACAAAAAUUUAAAGUCUAACAGGUGAUAGGUGCUUAUUGAGGCCCAGCAAUUCUACUUCUGGAAACCUUCCUCAGGAAAAGAUUCCGAUGACAGAAAAUGCUGUGUGAACAGUAUUAUAUAGAAUUGUUUUUAAUAGCAAGAAAUUUUUUAAAACUUACAAGUUCAGUGAUAUGAGGACAUUUACAUAAACUAUUGAACCACCAGUCUUCUGUCAGUUCCUUUAAAAUGAUGGUUGUGAAGACUGAUGAAAACACAGUGUCAAUGAUAUGUUAACUGAAAAAGUAAGAUUAAAAACAUUAUGGAUAGUAUAAGUUUCUUAAAUGCCAACAAUGCAUGAGGUGAAUAGAAUGACUUUUCUUUAAAGAAUGUAAUUUUUGACAGUCUGAAAAGACAGGCCUUAUAUUUAUAUUGAGAAAAAUGAUCCUGACAUUUAAUGAGACACUAAAACAGUUUUUAUUUUUUGCUUACUUAUUCUUUUCUAGAAUCCAAACUCUAAAUACUGUUUAAUAGAGCACUAUUGAUAUUAGCUGUAUUAGAUGACUGUAUGAAGAGUCCUAUUUGCUAGAAUCCUACUUUAUCUUUUAAGUUUUGCUAAUUCCCCUGCAAUGAAUGUUGAACAUAAAAAAUUUGACUCCUUUUCCAUGUGUGUCCACUGUUUCCUUGUGCCUCUUGAUUAAUGAAACUUUAUUUUUAAGUGAGAACCUCUGUUUUCUUGAUUUUUAAAAAGUCAUUGCUUUUUUGUUUUUAACCAUCCUAUUUUGCAUAGUUCUAUCACUUAUUCAAGCAAAAGUUGGAACAGAACAUGUAAUAAUAACAGCAAACAUUUAAACGAUAUUGAUUUUAUGCCAGACAAUAUUUAAGGGUUUCAUAAUGCCCCUUAAUUCAUACCCUCUUCCUUAUAACCCUGUUAGGUAGAUGCUGUUAUUGUCCCCAUUAUACAGAUGAGGAAACAAGCAAUAAGUUUCAGUAACCUGCCCAAGGCCACACAGAUAGUAUAGUCCAAUCCAGGUUCGAGUCACAGAGCUGCUAUACACAAUAGUGAUUGCUCACAUUGUAGAUAUUAAUGUCUUAUAGAAAAUGAGAUUCUAGAAAUUGAACUCUUCUCUGGAAAGAAAAAUGGGCAUUCAGUAUUUUGGUCUCAUUUAACCAUGACGUAAACCUAUGGCCAAUGGAAGGUAGUAGUAGAUGCCAUGCUCUUUCGGGUCCUCACUUCCAAGGUGACAAAAGGAACAAUGAUCAUGCCAAAAAGGGUGGUGGCCACGUGUGUGCCCAAGGACAGGGCUAUUAAGAAUUUCUUUAUUCAAAACACAGUAGAGGCUGCAGCAAGUGUCUUCAAUGCGUAUGUGCUUCCCGAGCUGUAUGUGAAGCUACAUUAUUGUGUGAGUUGUGCCAUUCACAGCAGGAAGCCUGCAAGAACUCAACAUCUCCACUUCUAUUUAGACCUGCAGAUGCUGGCACCAAAGCUCAUGUAAGGAGCUGAGUCUGUAAGGACUGAGGCAAAACUAUCCUCUGGAGAAAAGUAAAAUGGAAAUUGUACUUAAAAAAAUUAGUAGAUGCCAUUAAUCAGAAGGUGAAAAUUUUCCUGGCUGUGUCAAUUUAGAGUUAACAUAUCACCCCAGACUGUUGCUGUCAGUUUAUUCUGUAACUUACUACUGGAUAAUUCAUUAUAGGUCUUGUCUGAGCAUGUCUGAUAAUUAAAACUUUAUAUCUGAAUUAUCUGGAUGCUGCAGCAAUGGAACUACUUUACUGAAGUGGUAUCCAAUAAUUUACUAUAUACAGCUAUUGGUUUUUUAUUCUUAAGAUACAAUAUAUUGGUUAUUUGCUGCUCUGUUACUUCAUGACAUUAGAUGACUCAUAAAUGUAAGUGGUUGACAUUUUUGCUAUUAAGAAUUUAGAUAUUCAAAUUAUGCUUUAUAAAUGAGGAUUCGAUUUUUAGCAUGUUAUUGCCUAGGAGAUAACAGGUAACUAAAACUUUAUAAUUAAGGAUAUUCCAUUGCUGUUGAUCUAGCAUCUUUUCUAAAAAUGCAUGUUUUACAAUAUUUAUGUGAAACUAAUUUUUAUUUGAUGUGCAGUAACAACAAAUCAAUGCAAAAUUAUACAUUAAUGAAUGUAGCAGUAUGAAGUUGUAAGACGUACCACAGCUUUCCUCUAGGUGGCAUGAUUUCAGCUAUCAUUGAGUCAACUGAUAAAAAUCCUUUUUCCCUACAACCACAUGAGUAUGUAGUUUCUGAACAAUCAGUAUAAGUGUGACAUUGAUUAGAUUUAAUUGUUACAACUGGUUAAAUAACCAGAUUGACCUUAUAAUAGUCUAUUGUUUAAUGAUCUUAAGUAACUUAAAAUUAUAAGACAAAGUCCUCUUAAUGAAACAAAUACAAAAAACUUGUUAUCUCCAAUAACUCAGCAGCCAAAAUUAUUUGUCUCUUCAGGUCACAAUGACACACCCAUUUCUGGAUUUAUUUCUUUGGCAUAUAUUUAUUUCUUAUGGUAGAUAGCUUGCUAUUUGCUUGAAACAGUAAUGAUACUGCCUUUUUACUUAAAGGGACUCAUAUAGAUGUAACAAAUCUAAAGAGAAACCACAAAUGGUAGGAUUCUUGAUCACAAAAAUUUUCAUGUUAACAGGAAACAACCCCUUAAAUUAUGUGAAAGUAACUUUCCUGGUGUCCCUGGUUUUAUGAAGCAGUUACUGUGUGCUAAACAAGAAGGAUCAACAUGUGAAAAGUCAUUAUUAUGUGACCUGCAAGCAUCAAACAACAAACAGAAACACUGUUCUUUUUUUUUCUGUACUGGCACUAAAAUGGGAAAGGGGGCCAAACUCACUUUUACCUUUGGGAUUCUUUUUCUGUUGUUGAUUUUCAAAAAUUUAAAAAUGAAUUUCUCUGGCUAUACACAGAAUACAUAAAAUGCUUGUUAAUCCCAUUAUUGUUAUAUUUAUCUUCUCCUGCCUUUCUUUGUGGGAGACUUCUUUCAUGGAGCUCAAAAGAACUUGACCAAGCACCUCUCGGGGGUUCAUUUUUGUGGCAGUGCAGGUUUAUAUUAAUGCUAAAAUUGUGCAAGUAGCAUUUUCAAAAUGUAUCUCCAAUGGUGAUUUUUAGAAUAUGCUGCAUAGGCAAAGGAAAAAAAAGGUUUUGGAAGUAUGCAAAAUAUAAUAUCACCAUUAUAACCGAAAAAAGGUGAAAGACUAACAGAUGUAUUCUUACAGAUUUAAAGUGGCUUCAUUUUAAAUAAGGUAAUUAUCUGGGACAGUCCUGAUUUACCCCUGUUGUCUUAGUGUAUCAAUGAGUGGCAACCUCUUUACUGCAAAAAAUGUUUGGAUUUGUGUGACAAACGAUGUAGCUACCCUAGUUAUGAGAACUUUAUUUUCUACUAAGAUUUAAAAUAAUCAUCAGUGAGAGUUUGUGGUCUGUAGUCUCCAGUUUUAUAAAUUAUAACCAUCUAUAUAGCUGUGCUUUUAAAAAUACUUACAUACUUAGGCUUUUAAAAAUACUUAUUUACUAAUUUUUCCCUCUAUCAUAAACUACACUGAGGUUUUCUCUUUUUAUGCAAUUACUAUUGACCCUUGGUUUUUAUUUAUUUAUUUAUUUUUUAAUUGCAGGCUAAUCGAAGCUGCAGAACGGCAAAGUUGUUUGAAAUGUAGGUUGGUAAUUUUGGCAGUGGAAAUUUAGACAUUUGGAAUUUUACCCAAUCUACGAAGCCCACUGAGAUGACAACAGACACAUAAUUCAUUUAAAGACCAUGUAUCUUUAAAAAAAAAAAAAACUUUUGUUAUAUCAUACUCAUUUUAAUUAUGAGAACAGUCAUAUUUUUCUCUAUCACUCACCUUCUCUUUUUCUUUCUCAUCUUUUGUUUUUAUUUUUAGUUGGCCAAAACGCUCUCUCCAUUUCUCCCCAGCAACCUCAUUCUGGUUUCUUGCUUUGUGAAGUCUAUCUGUGAACUUCUGUGGUGACAGAGUAAAUGAAGUAGGAGUAAAGAUUCUGUAAAGGGGGUGAACGCAACCGCGACGGCUGAUCGUCUGUGGCUGGGUUGGCGUUUGGAGCAAGAGAAGGAGGAGCAGGAGAAGGAGGGAGCUGGAGGCUGGAAGCGUUUGCAAGCGGCGGCGGCAGCAACGUGGAGUAACCAAGCGGGUCAGCGCGCGCCCGCCAGGGUGUAGGCCACGGCGCGCAGCUCCCAGAGCAGGAUCCGCGCCGCCUCAGCAGCCUCUGCGGCCCCUGCGGCACCCGACCGAGUCCCGAGCGCCCUGCGAAGCGCACCCUCCUCCCCGCGGCGCGCUGGGCUCGCCCCCAGCGCGCGCACACACACACACACACGCACGCACACACGUGUGCGCUUCUCUGCUCCGGAGCUGCUGCUGCUCCUGCUCUCAGCGCCGCAGUGGAAGGCAGGACCGAACCUCUCCUUCUUUAAAUAUAUAAAUUUCAGCCCAGGUCAGCCUCGGCGGCCCCCCUCACCGCGCUCCCGGCGCCCCUUCCGUCAGUUCGCCAGCUGCCAGCCCCGGGACCUUUUCAUCUCUUCCCUUUUGGCCGGAGGAGCCGAGUUCAGAUCCGCCACUCCGCACCCGAGACUGACACACUGAACUCCAUUUCCUCCUCUUAAAUUUAUUUCUACUUAAUAGCCACUCGUCUCUUUUUUUCCCCAUCUCAUUGCUCCAAGAAUUUUUUUUUUUCUUACUCUCCAAAGUCAGGGUUCCCUCUGCCCGUCCCGUAUUAAUAUUUCCACUUUGGGAACUACUUGCCUUUUCUUUUUAAAGGAAUUCAAGCAGGAUACGUUUUUCUGUUGGGCAUUGACUAGAUUGUUUGCAAAAGUUUCGCAUCAAAAACAAACAAAAAAACAAACAACUCUCCUUGAUCUAUACUUUGAGAAUUGUUGAUUUCUUUUUUUUUAUUCUGACUUUUAAAAACAACUUUUUUUUCCACUUUUUUAAAAAAUGCACUACUGUGUGCUGAGCGCUUUUCUGAUCCUGCAUCUGGUCACGGUCGCGCUCAGCCUGUCUACCUGCAGCACACUCGAUAUGGACCAGUUCAUGCGCAAGAGGAUCGAGGCGAUCCGCGGGCAGAUCCUGAGCAAGCUGAAGCUCAACAGUCCCCCAGAAGACUAUCCUGAGCCUGAGGAAGUCCCCCCGGAGGUGAUUUCCAUCUACAACAGCACCAGGGACUUGCUCCAGGAGAAGGCGAGCCGGAGGGCGGCCGCCUGCGAGCGCGAGAGGAGCGACGAAGAGUACUACGCCAAGGAGGUUUACAAAAUAGACAUGCCGCCCUUCUUCCCCUCCGAAACUGUCUGCCCAGUUGUUACAACACCCUCUGGCUCAGUGGGCAGCUUGUGCUCCAGACAGUCCCAGGUGCUCUGUGGGUACCUUGAUGCCAUCCCGCCCACUUUCUACAGACCCUACUUCAGAAUUGUUCGAUUUGACGUCUCAGCAAUGGAGAAGAAUGCUUCCAAUUUGGUGAAAGCAGAGUUCAGAGUCUUUCGUUUGCAGAACCCAAAAGCCAGAGUGCCUGAACAACGGAUUGAGCUGUAUCAGAUUCUCAAGUCCAAAGAUUUAACAUCUCCAACCCAGCGCUACAUCGACAGCAAAGUUGUGAAAACAAGAGCAGAAGGCGAAUGGCUCUCCUUCGAUGUAACUGAUGCUGUUCAUGAAUGGCUUCACCAUAAAGACAGGAACCUGGGAUUUAAAAUAAGCUUACACUGUCCCUGCUGCACUUUUGUACCAUCUAAUAAUUACAUCAUCCCAAAUAAAAGCGAAGAACUAGAAGCAAGAUUUGCAGGUAUUGAUGGCACCUCCACAUAUACCAGUGGUGAUCAGAAAACUAUAAAGUCCACUAGGAAAAAAAACAGUGGGAAGACCCCACAUCUCCUGCUAAUGUUAUUGCCCUCCUACAGACUUGAGUCACAACAGACCAACCGGCGGAAGAAGCGUGCUUUGGAUGCGGCCUAUUGCUUUAGAAAUGUGCAGGAUAAUUGCUGCCUACGUCCACUUUACAUUGAUUUCAAGAGGGAUCUAGGGUGGAAAUGGAUACACGAACCCAAAGGGUACAAUGCCAACUUCUGUGCUGGAGCAUGCCCGUAUUUAUGGAGUUCAGACACUCAGCACAGCAGGGUCCUGAGCUUAUAUAAUACCAUAAAUCCAGAAGCAUCUGCUUCUCCUUGCUGCGUGUCCCAAGAUUUAGAACCUCUAACCAUUCUCUACUACAUUGGAAAAACACCCAAGAUUGAACAGCUUUCUAAUAUGAUUGUAAAGUCUUGCAAAUGCAGCUAAAGUUCUUGGGAAAGUGGCAAGACCAAAAUUACAAUGAUGAUGAUAAUGAUGAUGACGACGACAAUGAUGAUGCUUGUAACAAGAAAACAUAAGAGAGCCUUGGUUCAUCAGUGUUAAAAAAAUUUUUGAAAAGGCGGUACUAGUUCAGACACUUUGGAAGUUUGUGUUCUGUUUGUUAAAACUGACAUCUGACACAAAGAAAGUUGAAGGCCUUCUACAUUUCACCUACUUUGUAAGUGAGAGAGACAAGAAGCAAAUUUUUUUAAAGAAAAAAAUAAACACUGGAAGAAUUCAUUAGUGUUAAUUAUGUGAACAACGACAACAACAACAACAACAACAACAAAAAACCAGGAAAAUCCCAUUAAGUGGAGUUGCUGUACGUACCGUUCCUAUCCCGCGCCUCACUUGAUUUUUCUGUAUUGCUAUGCAAUAGGCACCCUUCCCAUUCUUACUCUUAGAGUUAACAGUGAGUUAUUUAUUGUGUGUUACUAUAUAAUGAACGUUUCAUUGCCCUUGGAAAAUAAAACAGGUGUAUAAAGUGGAGACCAAAUACUUUGCCAGAAACUCAUGGAUGGCUUAAGGAACUUGAACUCAAAUGAGCCAGAAAAAAAGAGGUCAUAUUAAUGGGAUGAAAACCCAAGUGAGUUAUUAUAUGACCGAGAAAGUCUGCAUUAAGAUAAAGACCCUGAAAACACAUGUUAUGUACCAGCUGCCUAAGGAAGCUUCUUGUAAGGUCCAAAAACUAAAAAGCCUGUUAAUAAAAGAAACUUUCAGUCAGAAUAAGUCUGUAAGUUUUUUUUUUUCUUUUUAAUUGUAAAUGGUUCUUUGUCAGUUUAGUAAACCAGUGAAAUGUUGAAAUGUUUUGACAUGUACUGGUCAAACUUCAGACCUUAAAAUAUUGCUGUAUAGCUAUGCUAUAGGUUUUUUCCUUUGUUUUGGUAUAUGUAACCAUACCUAUAUUAUUAAAAUAGAUGGAUAUAGAAGCCAGCAUAAUUGAAAACACAUCUGCAGAUCUCUUUUGCAAACUAUUAAAUCAAAACAUUAACUACUUUAUGUGUAAUGUGUAAAUUUUUACCAUAUUUUUUAUAUUCUGCAAUAAUGUCAACUAUGAUUUAGAUUGACUUAAAUUUGGGCUCUUUUUAAUGAUCACUCACAAAUGUAUGUUUCUUUUAGCUGGCCAGUACUUUUGAGUAAAGCCCCUAUAUUUUGACUUGCACUACAAAUGCAUUUUUUUUUUAUAACAUUUGCCCUACUUGUGCUUUGUGUUUCUUUCAUUAUUAUGACAUAAGCUACCUGGAUCCACUUGUCUUUUUUUUUUCUUUUACAGAAAAGAUGGGUUCGAGUUCAGUGGUCUUCAUCUUCCAAGCAUCAUUACUAACCAAGUCAGACGUUAACAAACUUUUAUGUUAGGAAAGUGAGGAAUGUUAUAGAUACAUAGAAAAUUGAAGUAAAAUGUUUUCGUUUUAGCAAGGAUUUAGGGUUCUAACUAAAACUCAGAAUCUUGAUUGAGUUAAGAAAAGUUUCUCUACCUUGGUUUAAUUAAUAUUUUCGUAAAAUCCUAUUGUUAUUACAAAGAGGACACUUCAUAGGAAACAUCUUUUUCUUUAGUCAGGUUUUUAAUAUUCAGGACGAAAUUGAAAGAUAUGCAUUUUAGUCAAUUUUUCAAAAGAGGAAAAAAGUCCAGGUCAGCAUAAGUCAUUUUGUGUAUUUCACUGAAGUUAUAAGGUUUUUAUAAAUGUUCUUUGAAGGGGAAAAGGCACAAGCCAAUUUUUCCUAUGAGCAAAAAAUUCUUUCUUUCCUCUGAGUGAGAGUUAUCUAUAUCUGAGGCUAAAGUUUACCUUGCUUUAAUAAAUAAUUUGCCACAUCAUUGCAGAAGAGGUAUCCUCAUGUUAGGGUUUAUAGAAUAUGUCAGUUUGUCACUUGUAGCUUAUUUAGCUUUAAAAUAAAAAUUAAUAGGCAAAGCAAUGGAAUAUUUGCAGUUUCACCUAAAGAGCAGCAUAAGGAGGCGGGAAUCCAAAGCGAAGUUGUUUGAUAUGGUCUAUGUCUUUUUUGGAAUUUCCUGACCGUUAAUUAAAGUAAAGAAUUGGAUUAGCAAAUUUGAAAACUGGAAAAGCAAGAGAUGGGAUGCCAUAAUAGUAAACAGCCCUUGUGUUGGAUGUAACCCAAUCCCAGAUUUGAGUGUGUGUUGCUUAUUUUUUUUGUCUUCCACUUUUCUAUUAUGUGUAAAUCACUUUUAUUUCUGCAGGUAUUUUCCUCUCAGAUAGGAUGACAUUUUGUUUUGUAUUAUUUUGUCUUUCCUCAUGAAUGCACUGAUAAUAUUUUAAAUGCUCUAUUUUAAGAUCUCUUGAAUCUUUUUUUUUAAUUUGGGGGUUCUAUAAGGUCUUUAUUUCCCAUAAGUAAAUAUUGCCAUGGGAGGGGGUGGAGGUGGGAAGGAAGGGGUGAAGUGCUAGUAUGCAAGUGGGCAGCAAUUAUUUUUGUGUUAAUCAGCAGUACAAUUUGAUCGUUGGCAUGGUUAAAAAAAUGGAAUAUAAGAUUAGCUGUUUUGUAUUUUGAUGACCAAUUAUGCUGUAUUUUAACACGAUGUAUGUCUGUUUUUGUGGUGCUCUAGUGGUAAAUAAAUUAUUUCAACGAUA